Molecule: messenger RNA, 631 nt
Organism: Biomphalaria glabrata
Lineage: Eukaryota; Metazoa; Mollusca; Gastropoda; Planorbidae
Exons: 3
Coding region: 207-530 (107 amino acids)
Source: RefSeq, a predicted model, not a curated record
GUUCAUCCAAACUCUUAAGCGUUUCUACGUCUAAGGCAAGGAGUAUUAUUGUAUGUAAUCCGUCUGUCUGUGUCUCAAACUUUAAAUGUGCGCUAGUCUAUGGUCACCUUUUUGAACCUCCCCUAGACCCAGCAGUGCCAUCUCAAAUUAAACAUGUAAUUAAUUAACUUAAAACAGCUUGAAGUCAUGAAUGUGCCCCAUCAUCAAUGUUACUUAUUGGAACUCGGUUCAAUGUUAGUAACAUGUUUACACCCACAGAACGUCCUCCAUUCACCUGGGGUCACUUGUGUCUGGAAAACUGUGCAGUCAAAUGUCAAACUGAUUGUAUCGACAGAGUUACUGGAGAGUGUCCGCCGCUUCCAACAGACUAUACCAUGCUCUUCGUGUUACUCACCUGGCCACUUACAAUCAUCCCCGUGACUUGCAUUAGUUACCUAAUCGUAUGGUAUUUGUUGUACAUUGUCUGCAGCUUCCAUAGAAGUUUGGUGGUCGAGCUGGAAGAAGAAUACGAUGAGAUACUUCUCCAAUAAAGACAGGGGGACUUCACUCGCCUGGCAAUCUAAAAAGAGUGUUUGCUUGUUCUAAUUGGUUUGUUAUCGUUUAAAGUUUGGCCUUAAUCUUCCCUAUUAAA